AUGGUGGGAGCAUUUGCACGACAGAAAUGCAGAAAUCGGUCAUCUGCCAUGGCAGGUGUGGUGUACUCCAGACAGGCCCCUGUGGACUUAGAUAUAUACCAGAGCUCUUACAUGAUUGACUAUCAACCCUACGGGAAGCGCAAAUACUCCAGGGUCACACUACAAGAGCAAGUGAAGCUGGAUGCCCAGCUCCGGGACAAAGAGUUGUACAGGCCGAUCCCCAGCUCCAAGCCCAAGCUAGAGGAUGGGUACCCCGCCUUCAAAACUCCUCCCAUGACCGCCAGAGACCUGGGACUCCCAGGCUUCUUCCCACCACAAGACCAAGACCGGGCGACCACGGCAGAGGGCGAAGGCAGGUUCACCGGUCUCCGCCAUUCCGUGUACCCGGUUUCCCACGCUCUGUACCUGGCCCAGGGCGAUCCCAACCGCGUCCACCAGAGCGCCCACUUUCCGUGCCUCCUGGAGCCCGAGCGCCAGCCUGCCGCCAAGGAGGGCAAAGGCUACUUCCUACUGCCUGGCUGCCUCUGUCCUCAUCACCACAAAGUCAAGUUCCCCGUCUUGAACCGAUGGGGGCCCUUGAUGCCAUUUUACCAGUAG
Molecule: messenger RNA, 597 nt
Organism: Puma concolor (puma)
Lineage: Eukaryota; Metazoa; Chordata; Mammalia; Carnivora; Felidae
Source: RefSeq, a predicted model, not a curated record